UAUCCCCGCCACUCCAACUGGCAUCUCGCAUCUCUUGACUCUCUUCUCUCUUCCGGCAAAUCCGGCAUAAUAAAAUUGUUGAAGCUUGCAGCUCGCCGGCAUAGCAACUUCGUUACUUCCACAUUCAAUAUCGUUUUCUUGAUCAUCUCACAGACGGAAAAUGCCAAGCUACAAGCUGACUUAUUUCCCUGUAAAAGCUCUUGCAGAGCCAAUUCGUUUCAUCUUCGCUCACGCCGGUGUGGAAUAUGAAGAUGACCGAUUUGACCGCAACGAUUGGCCAAAAUUAAAACCUGAAAUGCCAUUCGGCCAAGUACCAGUUCUCGAAGUGGAUGGUAAGAAGAUUCAUCAGUCUGCGGCAAUUUGCCGCUAUUUGGCAAAGCUGCACGGCCUUGCUGGCAAGGAUGACUGGGAAAAUCUCGAGAUCGACGCUACCGUCGAUACGAUUCAUGAUUUGCGUUCGAAAAUCGGUGCUUAUCACUACGAGGCGAACGAGGAGAUAAAGGAGAGCAAAUACGGGCCUCUGACCAAAGAGAUAAUCCCCUUUUACACCGAACGCUUGGAUGCUCAAGUAAAGAAAAACGGUGGUUAUCUCGUCGGCGGUAAAUUGACUUGGGCCGAUUUAACUUUUGUCGCUCUUCUCGACUACAUCAAUUUCAUGACCAAGUUCGACAUCACCGAGAAACACGAGAAUCUCCAAGCCUUGGUUAAAAAAGUUCUCCAACUUCCUAGCAUCAAAGCGUGGGUGGAGAAACGCCCCAAGUCUGACUAUAUAAGAGAAUUGCUAUUGAUAUGGAUUUGGUUUAAGUGGCUUCGUAAUCGAUAUGCUGCCAGCGAUCGACACGCACAAGCAAAAAACAUGUCGAGCUACAAACUGACCUACUUCAACAUCACCGGGCUGGGUGAACCAAUCAGAUUCAUGCUGAGUUACGGAGGCGCUAAGUUCGAAGAUGUUCGUCUAAGUUUCGAAGAAUGGCCCAAACAAAAGCCAAAUAUGCCAAUGGGCCAAGUGCCGGUGUUGGAGAUCGAUGGCAAGAAAUACCAUCAGUCCAAGGCAAUCGGACGUUAUCUGGCUAAGAAAUUCAAUCUGUAUGGCAAAGACGACCUCGAGGCUCUGGAGGUCGACGCUGCUGCUGAUAGUAUCGAUGAUCUGAGAAUAGCUUUGUCAACCUACUUCUGGGAAAAGGAUCCCGCAUUCAAGGCAAAACUGAAGGACGUUGCUUUCCAAAAACUUCCAGUUUGCCUCGACAAUUUCAACGCCCAAGUGAAGAAAAACGGCGGCUAUUUCGUUGGUGGAAAGGCUUCCUACGCGGACAUCCUUUUUGCAGGUUUUUAUGGCUAUUUCAGCCACGUUCUCGGUCACGACUUCGCCAAGGAUCAUCCUGAGUUGAAGAAACUCGUCGAGAAGAUCUACGCUAAUCCGGGCAUCAAAGCUUACAUCGAAAAACGCCCGAAGACUGAUUUCUAAAUUACAACACACAUUAUGAAAGCCUCAUACGAAAUUUAACAACCCUCGAUUUUGUACUUUAUACUUCUUACACACACGAAAUUUGCUUAGCUCUUGAUCCAAUGAAGGAAAGAGUACCGUAUAUUUUCGCUUGUUCUUGUAAUUUUUUCACGUCAAAAUACACUAUACACACAAGUUCA
Messenger RNA from Venturia canescens, 1644 nucleotides. RefSeq lists its product as uncharacterized. Gene Ontology annotation, biological process: glutathione metabolic process. Gene Ontology annotation, molecular function: glutathione transferase activity. The transcript has 9 exons. Bases 161 to 1465 code for a protein of 434 amino acids. The record is from RefSeq and is a predicted model, not a curated record. NCBI's taxonomy places the organism in Eukaryota, Metazoa, Arthropoda, Insecta, Hymenoptera, Ichneumonidae.